Messenger RNA from Orbicella faveolata, 1029 nucleotides. RefSeq lists its product as uncharacterized. The record is from RefSeq and is a predicted model, not a curated record. NCBI's taxonomy places the organism in Eukaryota, Metazoa, Cnidaria, Anthozoa, Scleractinia, Merulinidae. Gene Ontology annotation, cellular component: membrane.
GUAAAAAAUCCGCCUAAAUUUCUCCAAAUCAGUACUUAUUAAAUCAUUUGAUACCUGCUGGUUCUCAUUUUCUACUCAUGCAGUUCUGCAGUUCUAAUUUGUGCUUAUGCUUCCUUGACCGGCAGCAAUACAAGAACCGAGUAUCUGAAGAACGCACCGAGGCGCCGCAUUCUGUUGUGUAUGAGCGACCUGAAACCACAGAAACCGACGAAGAACGAGGUGAAGAUACCAAAGACGUGCAGUAUGGGAACAAGUUAGCUUGGUACCACAAGACAUUCUGGAUAAUGUACAGCAUCACAGCGAACGUGACACUGGCCAUCGCUGUCUUCUAUUACGGGUAUUUCUACUUCAGGGAAAAUCCAGACAAAACUGGUGCUGGCCUCGUAAACGAUCUCACUAAGCACGCGUUUGCUACAAUGUUCCUUCUUUUGGAGACCUUGACAAGUGGAAUACCAGUGUUCUUUACCCAGGUUAUCUUCUCGCUGAUCUUCACAGGAAGCUACAUGUUAUUCACAGUUAUAUUCUGGCUCGCUGAAGGAGUAAAUGACAAAGGAAAGAAACAAAUCUACGAAGGAAUAACGUAUGGCAUCACUCCGGCCGGUUAUGUUGUUCUUGGUGUGUUUCUUUUCGCUUGCACUCAGCUAAUAAGUCAACUUGCUUUGUUGGGAAUUUAUAAGUUGCGUCGUCGUUUUUGUGAAACGUCUAGCAGGUAAAAUAACUUGACAGAUGUCAAGCCAUUGCUAACCUUGUCAUAAAUGAAGAAACCUAUUGCACCGGAUUAAUGAAUUAAGUAUGUCAUUAUGAACACCUAGUUCAUUUUUCAACCACGGAUAACUUGCUGUAAAUCUCUCAUUCACUAGCGGGCUUCUUCAUUACUUGUACCAGGGAAUGUGGGUUUUUAAUGGAGCGGGAGAGGAAGCUUCUUUAAGAAGAAUAUGGAGAAUUAUUUUUAUCAUGGUGAAGGGAGAAUACCGUAAAAUUCCACGUCAAAGUCCGGGGCUUAUAUAACUUCAUAAGGGGCUUAUAAUA